UGCCAGUCUGAGUAUGAGCGAGUCGAACAGGGCGAGUUCUAGUUAUUUUGGAGCUAUCCCACGUCUUGAUUUCACUUUUGGAACUGGCAGUGAAACCUCCGACAUCCGGGGAACACCAUCGGUGGAAUCUAUAUUCACUUUUACAGAUGUUAUCCCAACUUCUAUUGAAUCACCAUUUCUGAACCAGAGACGUCGUACAACCCCAGUACUCGUAUUCGACUUCCGGAAGCCAGUCGCCCCUCUUGAGUUACUGCAGGCCAGUGACAUUGUUUUGGAAGAUGAUCUUAUGGACACAAACAUAUCAGGAAAGUUGAAUGUACUACCGGAGUGUGUAAUAUUCAGUUCUGACAGUACGAAAAAGAUUGCAGUCAUAGUGGAUCGGUCAUAUACAAAGAGAAAUCUAUUUUUACUAAUAAACUGUUAUCAUAAUAAUUAUCCCAGAAUUCUCUACUGUGUAUGUGUAGAUGAACACAUUACCGUGUCUCAAUUGAUUUAUGCAAUUUCAGAGAAACAGGCACAGAAAGAUCAAGGAAAGGUAUGUUUGCUUGUACAAGGACGAAUUGUUCAAAGUUCUGCAGAAAAGGUUAUUAACCUCGGUUUAAAUAACCUUGUAGAAUGCAAACCCAUCAAUCAGCGACCAAUAACUUUAAAAUGUCGUUAUCAUGUAACACCAAAAGUAGAAAUUCUGUAUUACCUGGAAUGCUUGAACACGGACACUGUUAGGGAAGUAAAAGACAAAAUAUAUUCGCAGAUGGGAAAAGAAUUUCCAAACAUUUUGCAUCAAGGAGACGAGAUUGUCAUUUCUUGUGAUACUGGCAUUUUAGAGGACAAUGGUUAUUUGUUUCCUAGCGAUGAAGCGAGUUUAUCUCAGAUUGAUGUAUUUCGUCGCGUGCAAGAGACCAUCACAAUUCAGACCAAAAGAGGUGAUAGUAUACCUAUUGUUGCUGUCUACAAUGGCCUUAGGACUACCAUCGUAAUACAACGAAAUAUAUCAACAGAAUAUCUACGGUAUAAAAUCGGAAAGCACAUUAAGAAACAUCCACAGGCUUUAAAGCUGAAAAUAAACAACACAAAAGUACCAGACAUCAACAAUCUUACGAAAUUAGAUUCGUUCACCAGCAACUGCGAGAUACAGGUUGUAUUCGCAAAGAAAACCACAUUCCAAGUGAUAUUUGCAAAUGAUAGCACUGAUUCCAGAAUCGUGGACAUGUACAAAAAUGAUAAAGUUUGUCAAUUAAAGGAUAUCAUAGCUUCGUCUAUAGGAGCCAGACCUUUUGAUUUACAAUUGUGUUACUCUGGAACGCAAAUGGACGAUAACAAACGGUUGAAAGAAUACUAUAUCAGGUCUGAUGGGAUAAUCGAGGUGGUUGUACUUGAAAAUCGCAUAAAACUCAUGAUCAGAUGUUGCUGGUAUCCACCACUGAUUAUUGCCAUAGAUAAUUCGCUAAAUACCAAGGUACUGCAGCUGAAGACUUUCUUAUCGAGGAUACUGAACUUGAGGGUUUUCGAAAUGAACAUUGUCUUUAAAGGAACGUCUCUGCGUAACUGUGCCACUGUUUUUGAAUCGGGUAUCAGGUGUUAUGACACACUCGUUGUGUGCAUGUUUUCACACAGCGAAAGGAACAAUGACAAAGGCAUUUUUAGACGGAUCUUGUUGAACGGUGUGGGAACAGUUCUUUUGGAUGAAGCAGUUAUAAUGAUUGAUGGAGACGUUUUGGGUUUCCGAGAAUUUAAAGACAUGGAUACACUACCAGGCUAUUGGCAUCAAGAUGAACUGCAAUGUUCACACAGAGGUAUACAACUUCUAGACGAUGGACAGAAAAGAGAUGCUGUUAAGCUGUAUCGUCAGGAACAACAAAACACCGUGCGAUCAAGUCAGUCUGGGCAUGACACGACACAUUCAACAGGAUCUUCCACUAGCUCAUUCAUAUGCACCGAGAGAAAAACAUAUCAGAAAGCGACCCACUGUGCAACAGCAAUAUCACAGAGCUUAGUCACAGCAGAAUCACCGAGUUUAGUCACAAAGAGUCACAGGCAUCACUAGGGUCACAGAGUUUGGUAAAAAGUGAGUCACAGAGUUUGGUCAUAACAGAAUCAGAGACUGGACUCACAACAAAGCCACAGACUGUGUUUACAACAGAACAGAGUGUGGUCACAACCGAGUCACGAAGUUUAACACGUUACCAAAAUGCGGAUCAGUUUCAUGCAAUUGAAACCAAGUCAUUGACUCAGAAAGACGGCUUUUACAACUUUACGUUUCAAGGUAGAUAUUCAACAGCAGCUGUAGAGAAACUAUUCGGGCGUUCCCGUUUAUAUCCAGAUAUAUUGACAGUAUGCGAGUCAGAGAUGACUCGGAGUGUUUCGCAGUUAGCAUUGCCAGAAAGCCCGGCAAAAGACGAACUUCAACAGAUAUUCCUUGUUCUUUCUAAGAAUCUUGGUAAAGAAUGGCAGAUGCUGGCAUUGCAUUUGGGGUUAGAACAGAACGACAUUGACAGGUGCGAAUGUGAACAUGGAAAUAAUCUGGAACUGAAGAUAUACAGCAUGCUGUCCUGCUGGAGGUCCAAGAAGGGAAAACGGGCAACCAAAGAUGAACUACUUCGUAGAUUAAGAUCGCAUGAGCUCAACAGUAUUGCCGAUGACUUGGAAAACGAUUUUCCCGAUAGUCUAUAAAGUUAGAACUACUUCAUAGAUUAAGAUCGUAUGAGCUCAACAGUAUUGCCGAUGACUUGGAAAACGAUUUUCCCGAUAGUCUAUAAAGUUAGAACUGUUUCGUAGAUUAAGAUUGUGUGCGCUCAACAGUAUUGCCGAUGACUUGGGAAAACAUUUCUCCAACAGUCUAUAAAGUUGCCGCCAUUGUGCAACCUCAUACCUCUCCUACCCCGUCUGACACGCCGUGCAUGCAAGCAUCAUGCAGGCAUCCUCGUCCUUUGCCACUAAAAAGCUAGUUUCACUCAUCACACUAACGAUCGCUGGUCGAACCCAUGCCACUAACGAUCGCUAGUCUAACCAUAGUGUAUAAAAUUAUGAUAAAUGAAGGUGUUCAACAUGGGUAUAGGCUUAAAUAUUUAGUAUAUGUAUACAUGAUACCCUAAAUGAUACCAAAUCAUUUUAAAUAAUAAAAAGCAACACUUUUGUUCAUACGGUUUCUGAACAACGGCAAGAUCAAUACUUACAAGCUUAGAAUGAUGAGGUCAAGGUAGCAAGGUGCUAAAAAAGGUGAUAUUUAAAGAUAAAACCAACCAUUACAAUGUCUUUGACAAAACGACGAUUCUACUUGACAUAUCAAUAUGUAAACUAGCCGCCAUCUUGCCCGACAGUUCCCAGGCCUAAACUAUACCAACAUUUUUUGUGAUAACAUUAGCUCAUUGAACCACGAUGAACAUUGCUUAACUGAAUUGCUACUCCAAACAAAAUAAUCCAAACAAGAGACACAACGAUACACCAUAAAAGCGACUCUACGUUAGACAUUAAAUUUGCCUCGUGCUAAUUGCCUGACGAUAUAUAGAAGAAAAUAUGAUUUUAUAUGACAUUAUGGACUUUUCUGAAUUGAAUCGAAUUCUUAGUUUGUUGUUAACAAUUGAUUCUGAAAUGGCAUUCAACAUUGUUGGGUGGGAAUAUACUGAUUAAAAGCUAGAAACCUUUACUUUUAAUAAGGAAAAUAUGAACAGCAGAGACAGAUUCUAUGUAAUUCCUUACAGCAUUUUCAACCAAUAGAUUUACAGUUACUGUUAUAUGGUCGAAGCACAUUAAACGAUGCUAAUAAUAAAGAAAUAUUUACUUGUGUUCAAAUAUAUAUCAAACUUAUCGUUUUGAUUAAUAAAGUAUAAUUUAAAUUACCGUAUGGAUUAUUUGUAAGUGUGAUAACGAGUUUGACUGCACGUGAAGUACAUGUACUAUUUGUGUUUAAUCUUGCAUUACUAUUUCUGUUCUUCUUUCAUAUUCUUUGGUAUAUAAUAUUUUUCCACUGGUUAUAUGUUACUCUUUAAAGGGGCAUUCCUGAGUUUACUGCAUUGUAAUAUGUUUCCGACUAAUAAAAUAUUUCU
This is a messenger RNA of Gigantopelta aegis, 4043 nucleotides long. RefSeq lists its product as uncharacterized. Bases 14 to 2044 code for a protein of 676 amino acids. The transcript is spliced from 4 exons. The record is from RefSeq and is a predicted model, not a curated record. Gene Ontology annotation, molecular function: protein binding. Lineage: Eukaryota; Metazoa; Mollusca; Gastropoda; Neomphalida; Peltospiridae.